UUUCAACGGUAGUAAACAAAAGAGAAAACCCCCAAUUAUAUAUUCCAAAUGAUUUAACAUAACCAUCUGUCAUACAUACAUACACAUCAACUAUACAUACAUACACACACACAGAUUCAAACUCUUCAAUCGAACAACAACAACAUCAUGAUGAUUUCAGACGCCAUUGAAGACGAAGACAAAUGGCUAGCUGAAGGAAUCGCCGGAAUUCAACACAACGCCUUCUACAUGCAUCGCGCUUUGGAUUCUGAUAAUCUCAGAGAAGCCCUAAAAUACUCUGCACAGUUGUUGUCUGAGCUUCGGACUUCACGAUUAUCGCCUCAUAAAUACUACGAGCUCUAUAUGAGAGCAUUCGAUGAGUUGAGAAAGUUGGAAAUGUUUUUUAAGGAAGAAGAAAGACAUGGUUGUUCAGUGAUGGACUUGUAUGAACUUGUCCAGCAUGCUGGAAAUGUUUUACCAAGAUUGUAUCUCCUAUGUACAGUAGGGUCUGUUUACAUAAAGUCGAAGGAGGCUCCUGCUAAGGAUGUACUGAAAGACCUUGUUGAAAUGUGUCGUGCGGUCCAGCAUCCCAUACGUGGGCUAUUUCUUAGGAGUUAUCUUGCACAAAUUAGUAGAGAUAAGCUUCCAGAUAUUGGUUCUGAAUAUGAAGGAGAUGGUGAUACUGUCAUGGACGCUGUAGAGUUUGUGCUGCAAAAUUUUUCAGAGAUGAAUAAACUUUGGGUUCGGAUGGAGCUUCAGGGACCUGCUAGGGUGCGAGACAAAAUGGAAAAGGAGCGGAACGAGCUGCGUGAUCUUGUUGGUAAAAAUCUUCAUGUUCUUAGUCAGAUAGAGGGUAUUGACCUUGAUUUGUACAAAGAAACCGUUCUUCCCAGGGUCUUGGAGCAGGUUGUCAACUGUAAGGAUGAGCUGGCACAGUAUUAUCUAAUGGACUGCCUGAUUCAGGUGUUUCCAGAUGAGUAUCACUUACAGACUCUUGAAACCCUUUUAGGAGCUUGUCCUCAGCUCCAGCCUACUGUUGACAUCAAGACAGUAUUAUCCCAACUUAUGGAGAGACUAUCGAGUUAUGCUGCUUCUAGUCCCGAAGUCCUACCAGAAUUCCUCCAAGUAGAAGCGUUUGCAAAAUUAAGCGCUGCUAUUGGGAAGGUUAUUGAAACUCAGGGUGACAUGCCGGUUGUUGGAGCCAUCACUUUGUAUGUUUCUCUUCUCACAUUUACUCUUCGUGUUCAUCCUGAUCGGCUUGAUUAUGUGGAUCAAGUGCUGGGAUCAUGUGUCAAGAUACUUUCUAACAAACCAAAGCUUGAAGAUAGUAGAGCUACAAAACAAGUUGUUGCCCUUUUGAGUGCACCGCUGGAGAAAUAUAGUGAUAUCGUCACUUCUUUGACAUUAUCUAAUUAUCCCCGAGUCAUGGAUCACCUUGAUAGCGGAACUAAUAAAAUCAUGGCUAUGGUUAUUAUCCAAAGUAUAAUGACAAACCAAGCUUGUGUAUCAUCUGCUGACAAGGUUGACGUUCUUUUUGAAUUAAUUAAAGGGCUUAUUAAGGAUCUGGAGGGAGAUUCAGACGAUGAGCUUGAUGAGGAGGAUUUUAAUGAAGAACAAAAUUCUGUUGCUCGUGUUAUACAUGUGCUAUAUAAUGAUGACCCAGAGGAGAUGUUGAAGAUUAUUUGCACUGUGCGAAAGCAUAUCAUGACUGGAGGCCCAAAACGUCUUCCUUUUACGGUUCCUCCUCUUGUGUUUUCUGCUUUGAAGCUUAUCCGUCGAUUGCAAAAUCAAGAUGGAGAUGUAGCUGGGGAAGAGGAUCCAGCAACACCUAAGAAAAUUUUCCAGCUCUUAAAUCAGACGAUUGAGGCACUUUCAUAUGUUCCAUCACCUGAAUUGGCAUUGAGGUUAUACUUACAAUGUGCAGAGGCUGCCAAUGACUGUGAUCUGGAACCAGUUGCUUAUGACUUCUUCACUCAAGCAUUUGUUUUAUAUGAAGAAGAAAUAGCAGAUUCCAAAGCCCAGGUGACUGCAAUCCACCUAAUAAUCGGAACCCUACAGAGAACAAAUGUUUUCGGUGUGGAAAACAGGGAUACCUUGACACAUAAAGCCACAGGGUAUUCAGCUAAGCUUUUGAAAAAGCCCGAUCAAUGCAGGGCGGUUUAUGCGUGUUCGCAUUUGUUUUGGGUGGAUGAUCAAGAUGGAAUAAAAGAUGGAGAAAGGGUUCUCCUUUGCCUUAAACGUGCAUUAAGGAUUGCAAAUGCUGCACAACAAAUGGCAAAUGUUACUCGCGGUAGUAGUGGGCCCGUUACUCUCUUUGUUGAAAUACUUAACAAGUACCUCUACUACUUUGAAAAGGGAAAUCCACAGAUCACAAGUGCUGCAAUCCAAGGGCUGAUAGAGCUCAUCAAAACAGAGAUGCAGAGUGACACUGCCACACCUGAUCAAAUCUCGGAUGCUUUUUUUGCUUGUACCUUAAGGUACAUACAGUUUCAAAAACAGAAAGGUGGAGCAAUGGGUGACAAGUUUGAUACUAUCAAGGUGUGAUUUUUUUUUUUCUUUUUUUUAAACUUGAUUUUAUUUACCUUUUUUUUGUUAAUAUAUAAAUAUCAGAAAAGCAAUUUGGUGUGAAUUUUUUGUUGUUUACAUUACAGUAUUGUAUGUUGUUUUUGCUUCACUUGGUUUGUAUAUUUUUUUAGUAUUUCAAGAAAAAGUAAUGUGAUUUUUAUUUUGUA
This is a messenger RNA of Helianthus annuus (common sunflower), 2711 nucleotides long. RefSeq names its product vacuolar protein sorting-associated protein 35B. Lineage: Eukaryota; Viridiplantae; Streptophyta; Magnoliopsida; Asterales; Asteraceae. Gene Ontology annotation, biological process: retrograde transport, endosome to Golgi; intracellular protein transport. The transcript is spliced from 22 exons. Bases 148 to 2523 code for a protein of 791 amino acids. Gene Ontology annotation, cellular component: retromer complex; retromer, cargo-selective complex; late endosome. The record is from RefSeq and is a predicted model, not a curated record.